AACGGCACCAGAGAAGGAGGAGGAUCUAGGGAAGGGCAGGGACAGGCUGAUCGAUCUGCCUCCCAGCUCAGCUCUAGCCUAAUGUCAGCCCCCCGUCGCCAGCUGCUACCUCAGAAGCCCAGCCGGCGGCAAUAAAGCCAAGGGAGAUCUCUUCCUGCGCCCCCCUUCAGACCUGCAGCCCCUUUUUCCAGCGUCAUGACCCGCACAGCGUUGCUUGCUGCCCUCCUCCUCGCAGGACAAGUAAUUUCACUUCCAGUAACAAAUCCAACAACUAAAGAUGACGCAAAGGUGAUGAACUGCAUUGUUGAGGUCAUUUCUGGUAUAGUGUCAAAGCCAAAUCCACUCCCAAUCAGCCAGGAAUGCCUAGAAACUCUUCAAGGUGAUGAAAGAGUCCUUUCCAUUCUUCGCCAUCAAAACUUACUAAAGGAACUUCAGGAGAUUGCAAUCCAAGGAGCGAGUGAAAGGACAGAGCAGCAAAAGAAAAGCAGCAGCUUCGAAGAUGAGCUUUCAGAGGUCCUUGAAAGCCAAGGCAACAAGAACACAGAAAGAGAUCUAUUGGAGGCGACUCCUGACGAGGAACCCGCUGCCUCCUUUGCCGAGCUAGAAGCAGAGAAAAGCCGGAAGAACCUCGAAAGGGAUGGUUCAAAAGAGGAUGAGAGAAACAGCUUGGAAGAAAGGGAGUCAAGGGCACGAGAUGUGGAGCCUGAAGAUGGAAAGAAGGCCGCAGGAUUCGACAGCAGUGAGGUUGGGCAGACCAAAGAACUGCCCUGGGAUGGAGCAGUCGACAAUAACAUCCACGAUGACACCAGAGAGGAUGAGGUACCUCAGCAGAGACGCCAAGAGGAUGGAGAAGCUGCUGAGAGAGAAGAAAUGGAUGCGGUGGCGGAGGAGAAAGAGCACAUUUCCAAAAACAGCCAGGGGGAAAGCAACGAGGAAGUAGAGGACAGUGUCAGAGACCAGGCUGAAGAAGAGGACGAGAAUGAGGAGGAGGAGGAGGUUGACGAGAAAGGCACCUCAGAUGAGGAACGCCCUACCAGUCCAGAGGAUAAGGAUGACCAAAGAGAAGAUGAUAACCAAGAUGCUGAUCAGGAUGGAAAGCUUUCCAAAGAAAAAGAGAAGUUUCACGGAGCAAGAGGCGGAAGGCAUCACUCUCGAGAUGAAGCAAGGCAGGAUGAAAAUACCUCCCAUUCAAGGCAUCUCGAAAGUGAGGAAGUGGAAGAGGACCCCUCCAGAGGUUUAGAAGACUCCAAGAGAUGGAACAAAAUGGAUGAGCUGGCCAAGCAGUUGACCACUACAAAGCGUACAGAGGAAAAUGAAAGCGAUGAAGACCCAGAUAGAUCCAUGAAACUGGCUCUCAGGUCCCACAACUAUGACUUCCGCACCUCCGAAGAUGACAUGAGGAGAACACAGAAGCAUCAUUCCAAAGAGGAGAGCAUUGAAGGGGCCUUUCCACUUGCAGCUAUGCCUGAGGAAAAGAAGGAUGAAGAAGGAAGUGCUAACAGGAGAACAGAGGACCAAGAGCUGGAAAGCUUGGCAGCAAUAGAAGCAGAGCUGGAGAAAGUUGCCCACAAGCUCCAUGCCCUGCAAAGAGGUUGAUGCUUUUAUAACAUGCGAUGUGAGCAAAAAGGCAGAAGAAACACUGCAAUUUAUUGUGGGUGUUCUUUUAAAAAAAGAUGAAAGUAAUAAUGGAGAAAGUUCAUUUUGCAUAAGAAGCUAGUAAUUACUAGAAAAACAACAAUUUCUUUCUGCGUGGUAGUAAUGUUUUUCAUCAUCAUUUGCUGGUUGUAUGAUUUCAUGCUUGCUUUAUUGGCUUGCAACUUUUGGAUUACAGCAUCACAAACAGUAUGACUUAACUCAUGUAUUUUCUGUUGAUUAAAAGGGAACGUUUGACAUUUCCCAUCUUAUUUUCUUUUCCUUUUUUUUUUUUUUUAAAGAAAAAGCCAUGACAGCUUUC
Molecule: messenger RNA, 1954 nt
Organism: Rhineura floridana
Lineage: Eukaryota; Metazoa; Chordata; Lepidosauria; Squamata; Rhineuridae
Gene: CHGA
Product: chromogranin A
Exons: 8
Coding region: 196-1596 (466 amino acids)
Biological process (GO): defense response to bacterium; negative regulation of insulin secretion; negative regulation of catecholamine secretion
Cellular component (GO): chromaffin granule
Source: RefSeq, a predicted model, not a curated record